Amaranthus tricolor (Joseph's coat) is the source of this 2204-nucleotide messenger RNA. Its product is annotated as ferredoxin--nitrite reductase, chloroplastic. The coding region runs from base 192 to 1979 and encodes 595 amino acids. The transcript has 4 exons. Gene Ontology annotation, molecular function: oxidoreductase activity; iron-sulfur cluster binding; heme binding. Lineage: Eukaryota; Viridiplantae; Streptophyta; Magnoliopsida; Caryophyllales; Amaranthaceae. The record is from RefSeq and is a predicted model, not a curated record.
AAGCAUGCUAACAUGUCGCCACACUCCCUCUCUUUGGCCUUUUCCCACCUCUUCCAUUCAACCAUUUUGUCUUUCUCUUUUCUCUUUUUCUGACCUCAUUCUUCAAAUCACAAACAAUCUGAUUCUCACCACUAUAUUAUCUCUUCAUCUUCCAUUUCCACACUCCAUAAUCAUCUUCAAAGCAAUCAACAAUGGCUUCUCUUCCAGUAAACAAGCUUAUCCCAUCAACAAUAUUACCCUCAACAAGUAGAAGAUCACCAUCAACCUUCAUUAUAAAAUGCCAACAACAAUCAGCUAAAGCUGUUUCUCCCGCAGCUGAAUCAGCCCCUGUUUCGAGUGUUGAAGCUUCUAGAUUAGAGCCUAGAGUGGAGGAAAGAGAUGGGUAUUGGGUUUUGAAAGAGAAGUUUAGAGAUGGGAUUAAUCCUGCUGAAAAAGUUAAGAUUGAGAAAGACCCAAUGAAAUUGUUUAUUGAAAAUGGUAUUAGUGAUAUUGCUGGUUUAUCUAUGGAGGAAAUUGAUCAAUCUAAGCAUUUUAAGGAUGAUAUUGAUGUUAGACUUAAGUGGCUUGGACUCUUUCACCGUCGCAAGCAUCACUAUGGGAGAUUCAUGAUGAGGCUGAAGCUGCCAAAUGGGGUAACAACAAGUGAGCAGACAAGGUACCUUGCUAGUGUGAUCAAGAAGUAUGGAAAAGAUGGGUGCGCAGAUGUGACCACUAGGCAAAACUGGCAAAUCCGAGGGGUGGUACUUGCUGAUGUGCCUGAAAUCAUCAAGGGGUUGGAAGCUGUUGGUCUUACCAGCCUCCAGAGUGGGAUGGACAAUGUACGAAACCCUGUCGGAAACCCUCUUGCAGGAAUUGAUCCACAUGAAAUCGUUGACACUCGCCCUUUUACAAAUUUAAUAUCACAAUUCGUCACUGCCAAUUCGCAAGGAAACACGUCUAUUUCCAAUCUGCCAAGGAAGUGGAACCCAUGUGUAAUUGGCUCCCAUGAUCUUUACGAGCAUCCUCACAUCAAUGACCUUGCUUACAUGCCUGCUACAAAGAACGGGAAAUUUGGGUUUAAUUUGUUGGUUGGAGGAUUCUUUAGCAUGAAAAGAUGUGAAGAGGCAAUUCCGUUUGACGCUUGGGUCCCUGCAGAAGAUGUUGUCCCAGUCUGCAAAGCUGUACUUGAAGCUUUCAGAGAUCUCGGCUUCAGAGGGAACAGGCAAAAAUGCCGAAUGAUGUGGCUUAUCGAUGAGCUUGGUUUAGAAGGAUUCAGGGCAGAGGUAGAGAAGCGAAUACCCAACCAAGUUUUAGAACGAGCUUCGUCAGAAGAAUUGGUUAAGAAGGACUGGGAAAGGAGAGAAUACUUGGGUGUUCACCCUCAGAAACAAGAAGGCCUAAGUUUUGUAGGCCUCCACAUUCCUGUCGGUCGUCUGCAGGCUGAUGAGAUGGAAGAGCUAGCUCGUUUAGCUGAUGAGUAUGGAUCGGGUGAGCUCCGUCUGACGGUGGAGCAAAACAUAAUCAUCCCAAACGUUGAAAACUCCAAUGUAGAAGCACUACUGAACGAACCUCUCUUAAAAGAGCGUUUCUCCCCCGAGCCACCUAUCUUGAUGAAAGGUCUUGUAGCUUGUACCGGGAACCAAUUCUGUGGCCAAGCCAUCAUCGAGACCAAGGUUAGGGCACUCAAGGUGACUGAGGAGGUACAACGAUUAGUCUCAGUGACACGACCUGUUAGGAUGCACUGGACAGGGUGUCCUAAUACUUGUGGGCAAGUACAAGUGGCUGAUAUCGGCUUCAUGGGUUGCAUGGCUAGGGAUGAGAACGGUAAGCCUUGUGAAGGGGCCGAUGUGUUCGUAGGAGGUCGUAUUGGCAGUGAUUCGCAUCUAGGUGAAGUGUACAAGAAGGCAGUUCCAUGUAAAGAUUUGGUGCCCGUCGUCGUUGAGAUUUUGAUCAACCAAUUUGGUGCCGUUCCUCGCGAUAGGGAAGAGGCAGAGCAGUAAGCUAAUCUGGGUGCCUGUUGGCUUUUACUGUAAUCUAUUCAAAGAUCCCACUUGUAUUAUUUGUGUUGUUGAAUCUUCAAGUUUGCAUACAGAUCCCAUAGAUUAUUUAGGCAUUGUAAAAUGUCAAUAGCAGAUCUUCUCUUAUCUGUAGUUUAGUUCUGUACCAGAACUACUGUAUUUUCUAUACUUCAUUCAUUUAUCUAGUUUCAUUGAUUAUUUCGUUCA